AGGCGCUCGCCGACCCGGCGAUGUGCAAGCUCGCGGUCACGCGGCUUCGCAACCAGUGGAGGAGGAACUGGCCGGAGACGCUGCCCAGGUACUUCGCGCGAGGCCUGCUGGACACCAUGGUGCAGGCGCUCCACAAGAGCACGGACAGCAGCGGGCGCCCCGACGAGGACCGCGCCGCCUCCCAGCGCCAGCUGUCGGGCGCGGAGUCGCAGAAGCGGCAGGCGCGCCGCUCGCUGAUGCAGCUGACCACCGAGCUGACGCACAGGUUGCUGCGCCUCGGACCAGGCAGCGACGUCGGCGUCAACGACCUGGUCUGGGCCCUGUGCCCCGAGCCGGAGGAGCACUGGGAGGAGGGCCGCGUGCUGCAGCUGCCGAAGGUCUUCCCCGACGCCCUGUGCCACGAGCGCUGGUGCUCCUCGUCCUCGUCGGCGCCGGCCGCGGCGCCGGCCGCAGACGACGGCGAGGCGGGCGCGGCGGAGCUCCCGGCGGACGUGGCGGAGGCCGCCGCGGAACCGGGCCCCGUAGGUGAUGGCGCGGACGCAGGCGCGCCCGCAGACCCCGCCGUGGGCGGCGGAGGCCCCGCCGCCGCUGCGGCGGCCGGCGCCCCGGAGGGCGACGCGGCCGCCGAGGGGGCGGCGGCGGCGGCGUCCAGCUGCUACCUGAUCUCCUGGCGGGACAUGCAGACCCCCGGGCGCGUGCAGCCCCGGAACGUGUGGAAGAUGACCGCGGACGAGGACUCCAUGAUGGCCACCGCCGGCCUAGCGGCGGAGGUGCAGAAGGGGGACGGCUGCGACGUCUCGAAGG
Molecule: messenger RNA, 804 nt
Organism: Prorocentrum cordatum
Lineage: Eukaryota; Dinophyceae; Prorocentrales; Prorocentraceae
Source: the annotation of a GenBank genome assembly